Molecule: messenger RNA, 1448 nt
Organism: Cloeon dipterum
Lineage: Eukaryota; Metazoa; Arthropoda; Insecta; Ephemeroptera; Baetidae
Product: probable tubulin polyglutamylase ttll-15
Exons: 7
Coding region: 47-1399 (450 amino acids)
Biological process (GO): protein modification process
Source: RefSeq, a predicted model, not a curated record
ACGUCAACAAUCAAGAAGGAAAAACCAAUAGUUUUGCUGCAUCUUAAUGAAGUAUGCACCAAAAGAAUGUAUUAUUUUCGUAAAUUCAAUUCAUCUCCUACAGAAACCUCAUUACGUGGAGACGCUCAAGCACGUUCACCGAGUGUUCGAGCGCUUUGGUUACGAGGUGACGCACAAUAUCGACGCUGAUUGGGACGUCCUGUGGGCGCAUGAUUCUCCCUUUGUCACAGCCAAAGCACUUACGGAAAUACAGCCUCAUCGAAGGGUGAAUAAAAUACCUGGAAAUGGACAUCUCGUCAUAAAAGCAGAAUUCGUCAAGUCCGGAGCUAUAAAUAUUCCACCGGCUUUUCGAUUGCCUGAAGACAAGGAUAAAUUUCUAAAAUAUGUUGAGGAAAAUCCAACUGCUAAAUUCGUUGAGAAAAAUAAAUAUCACCGAGAGAUUUACCUAAAAGCUGUGAAGGAUAUAGAUUUUGACUCUGAUCAAAAAUUUGUCCAAAAAUUCAUUGAAAAACCGUUACUCAUUGACGGAAGAAAGUUUGAAUUUGGAGUCUACUUGGUAAUCACUUCGAUUCACCCCCUUCGUGCCUAUCGAAUAAAGGAAGACAUGAUAAUUCGGUACACCAAAAUCCCUUAUUAUCCUUUCAACGAGUCAAACGUGUCCCAGUACGUAAUAAAAGAGGACUCGCUACAAUACUGGGAAUCUCCCACGAUGCAGAAGUUUUUAAAUCAUUCUUACUCGAUCCAAGAGUCUUUUGACGCAACGUUAAAGUCAGUGGGUGCUGAUCCUGAUCGUGUUUGGGAGCAAGUCGACAAGUCGAUAGUAUCUGUUUUGCUCGCGCAAGAAAGUAAUAUUUUCUCUUCGGCAAAAUAUUAUCAAAACAUUCGCAACUUCUUUGAGCUUUAUCGCUUCGAUUAUAUAAUGGACGAGGAUUACAAACUCUACGCCUUGGAGGCCAACAUGUCUCCUAAUCUGUCUUCUGCAAAAAAUCCACGCAACGCGAUAAUUUAUGAGCAGGUCUUGAAUAAUUUGUUUAAAUUAGUUGGCCUCCAAUCGUACGUUGAUCUGCCUCAUGAAAACUCGAAUAUUACGCAAAGCAUGGUGGCUCACAAAAGAAAUAUCAUGGUGUUUCCCGACGUUUGUUUGUACUGCAACGACUGCAGCGAGUUUGAGUGUAAACUUUGUGCAACUUGUCUAAAUGAGGACCUGGCUCUUGAUCUGCAGAUGGCCUACAGGGAGUACCUGUCCAAGUCCAGGGCCUCGAGGGUUUUCCCUCCAAGAAUGACGCAAGAGGAGGCUAGACGAGGUAUUCCAGCUGAGCUGAAAGGCACUUCAGCGACGAGCAAGUUGAUUUAUGGCUGGUUCCAAGGAAAAUGUUUGCUAGACGUGUCAUGGUGCUAAACUAACGUGUUUGUCAAAUAACAAUUAAUUGAGCAAACGAAAUUUAUGU